AUGGCACGUCAGAAUUUUUUGGGACUUGUGGUUUCCCAAGGUCGUAUGCAAAAGACCGUUAAGGUUCGUGUAGAGACCAAAGUGUUUAACAGGAGGAUCAAUAAGGAAUUGUUUAGAAGGAAGGAUUACUUGGUCCACGAUGAGGGCCAGAUUUCUCGUGAAGGUGAUUUGGUGCGUAUUGAAGCCACUAGACCAUUAUCUAAGCGUAAAUUCUUUUCCGUAGCUGAGAUCAUUAAGAACAAAGGUCAACAAUUUGCCCUGUACGAAUCACAAGCCAAGACACAAGUUGCCCAAGAGGAAACUCAAAAGACCCAAGAUUUUCUUCAGAGGAGAUCUGAACGUAAAGAUUCCGGUGGUAGUGUGCUUUUACGUGAUAUUCGUGUAAUCCAAGAUGCCUUAUCAAAGGGAGAGAGUCCACAAGAAUUAGAAGAGAUUAAAGCGCGCUAUGGUGUUCAAAAUUUCACUCCAGAGACCGUUAGACAGCUUUUACAAUUAGAUGUGACGAAAUUCGAAGAUCAAUUGAAGGCGCAAACCUCACGUAUCGAUAGUGUCCAAUUGCGUGUGCAACAAUUGCUGGAUGAUGAAGCUAGCGCUAACCAAUUCUUAAAGAGCCAUGGUGUUGAAGAUCCUGUUGCAUUGAAAAAGAAUAUUAAGAAGAAUAUACUGAGGAAACACGUUCUUCAAGAACUGUAA
Molecule: messenger RNA, 693 nt
Organism: Zygosaccharomyces rouxii
Lineage: Eukaryota; Fungi; Ascomycota; Saccharomycetes; Saccharomycetales; Saccharomycetaceae
Gene: MRPS17
Product: mitochondrial 37S ribosomal protein uS17m
Exons: 1
Coding region: 1-693 (230 amino acids)
Biological process (GO): translation
Cellular component (GO): mitochondrion; ribosome
Molecular function (GO): structural constituent of ribosome
Source: RefSeq, a predicted model, not a curated record